AUGUCGUUCAAUCGUUUCGUCUUCGCUGCUGGUCUGUUGCUCGGUCAGGUCUCGGCCACCAGCUCUGUCGCCAGCUCCCAGCUGGCCAGCAGUCAAGUCCAUGUGCACACAGCCGACUGCCAGACACAUCUAGGUACUAGCUCGGUGAAGGCGGUUCCUACAACUACAAUCACUCGUACCUAUCAUGAUCCUUCUCCGGUUGUGAUCUUCACAACCACCCAGGAGACCCUCACCGUGACUCCUGCGGUGUCAACCGAGAUCAUCACCGACUAUGAAACCACAACAUUGACUUCCACUGCCAAUGCCAUCACUGAUACGUUCUCGACUACCUCGACUGAGUAUGAUACCGCAACUGUCACUUUGACGCCUGCUCCUAUCACUUCGACUGUCUUUAGCACCGCCUCUUCUACCAGCACUGUCACCUCGACUAUUGCCACCUCAGCCGGCUUCACUCCUAUCGUGGAUACUAUGGCUGCUCCUACUGUAUACAAGCGCACCUUGGAGCAACAGGAGGAGGAGCAAUGCUCUCCAUGGCUCGAUGAUUACGAGUAUCCCCAGAAUGUUGUCUGCCACGAGAAGAGAGUCAUCAAGACGACCACACUUUCGACUGUCACGGAAGCCCCUGCUACUGUCACCGCAGCCACUCCUUCUACCACUGUCACUGUGACCAACACUAUCACCAGUAACUCAGUGGUACUCCCUUCAGAUGUCUCCACCACCUUGAGCUACAGCACCACCUCCACCAUCACCGAAACAACCACCGCUGCUGCCGAGACUGAUACCGUCACUGCCACCACCUCCAUCCUUGCUGGUGUGACUACUACUGCUGCCUAUGCCGCAUGUGCUACCAACAACAUCGCCGGUAGCCCUCUCUCUUCCGACUUCGGCGCCUAUGCUGGAUACUACAUCUCCUCUCUCACUUUCACUCAUGUCACCGGUGAAUCUCUCAGUGUUGGCAACACUGCUAGUCCCUACGACUGCUGUGUUAGCUGCAUUGAGACCGCGAACUGCGCCAUGUCUUACUACUGGGCCAGUGGCACCGUGAAAUACUGCUACAAGAUCGCAACCACUGUUUGCUCGACCACUUCCACCUAUGGAACGGCCAAUCUCAUUUCUGGUUCCAGCGCUACUCAGCUCUCCAACGGAAACUGUGGAACUAUCAAGGCUUCGCUUUAA
Penicillium nucicola is the source of this 1176-nucleotide messenger RNA. RefSeq lists its product as uncharacterized. The record is from RefSeq and is a predicted model, not a curated record. The coding region runs from base 1 to 1176 and encodes 391 amino acids. Lineage: Eukaryota; Fungi; Ascomycota; Eurotiomycetes; Eurotiales; Aspergillaceae. The transcript has a single exon.